Messenger RNA from Candoia aspera, 6273 nucleotides. It is a transcript of the gene SMCHD1, whose product is annotated as structural maintenance of chromosomes flexible hinge domain containing 1. The transcript has 47 exons. Lineage: Eukaryota; Metazoa; Chordata; Lepidosauria; Squamata; Candoiidae. The record is from RefSeq and is a predicted model, not a curated record. Gene Ontology annotation, biological process: double-strand break repair; chromosome organization. Gene Ontology annotation, cellular component: chromosome. Bases 37 to 6135 code for a protein of 2032 amino acids. Gene Ontology annotation, molecular function: ATP binding; protein binding.
CGCGUUCCGCCUAGACGUUUAGCUCCCUGGUUCAAGAUGGCAGCGCCGGAGGAGAACGCUGGCUGCAAACUCCUAAGUGUCUCCGUGUACGACCGGCGUCGGGACCAGUCAGACGAAGCCGCAAAAGUCGUUCAAUGUCAUGCGGCAAACUAUGGAGACUUCCUGAACGCCGUCCGCCAGGUAUUUGGUAUUUCAUCUAAAGAAACUUUUAUUAUCACAACAACUGCUAGAAAAGAAAUAACAAGUGAAAACUUUGGUCAAAUUGUUAAAGACAAGAUUACUUUCUACUUACUACAGAGAGUUGAGCAGUUGCUCACUUCAGCAACAAAGGAGUACAUUGAUUUUUUGCCACAUUAUGACACACUUGUGAAAAGUGGAAUGUAUGAAUACUAUGCCAGCGAAGGGCAAAAUCCUCUGCCAUUUGCACUUGCAGAAUUGAUUGAUAACUCCUUAUCAGCUACUUCUAAAAAUUCCGGUGCUCGGUGCAUACAGUUAAAGCUGUUAUUUGAUGAUAGCCAAGGAAAACCAGCUGUUGCUGUGAUUGAUAAUGGAAGAGGCAUGACUUCUAAACAACUAAAUAACUGGGCUGUGUUUCGACUGUCAAAGUUUACACGACAAGACACUAUAGAAAGUGAUCAUUCAGGAUAUGUGCGUCCUCCGAUAGCACCUCGCAGCUUAAACGGUGAUAUAUCGUAUUUUGGGGUUGGUGGUAAACAAGGAGUGUUUUUUGUUGGACAGUCUGUUAGAAUGAUAAGCAAACCUGCAGAUUCCCAAGAUGUUCAUGAGCUUGUCCUUUCAAAAGAAGAUUUUGAAGAGAAAGAAAAAAACAAAGAAGGUGUAUAUAACGGAUAUAUAAGAAAUAGAAAGCCAUCUGAUUCUUCCCACAUUGUUAAAUAUGAUGAGCGAUUUCUGCACAACCUUAUUAUGGAAGAGAAAGACAAAGAAAGUUUUACUGCUGUUGUUAUUACUGGAGUACAGCCUGAACAUAUAAAAUACCUGAGAAAUUAUUUUCACCUUUGGACAAGACAAUUAACACACAUAUAUCAUUACUAUAUCCAUGGACCAAAAGGAAACACGACUAAUUUGCCAAUGAAGGAAGAAAAAGCUAUCAAUAAUAUGGAUAUUGAGAUUUCAGUGUUUGAAAAGGGGAAGACACCUAAGAUUGUGAAUCUUAGAGAAAUUAAAGAUGAUAUACAGACUUUAUAUAUAAAUACUGCAGCAGAUAGUUUUGAGUUCAAGGCUCGUGUGGAAGAAGAUGGUAUAGUGGAAGGAAUUAUCCAUUACCAUCCUUUCUUAUAUGAUAAAGAAACCUACCCUGAAGAUCCUCUCUCUCCUUCAAAUGAUGGUGAAGGUGAAGAUGAAGAUGAAGAGGAAUGCUAUACAAAAGAAAAAGGAGCUAGAGGGGAAAGAGCAAUUUUUGAAUGUUUUUGGAAUGGAAGACUAAUUCCAUAUACAACUGUAGCAGAUUUUGCAUGGUGUGCUUUGCCCCAAAAGAGAGGAUCCGUUCCAUUUGAAUGUUACAACAGAAUUUCUGGUGUAUUAUUUACAAAUGACAAGUUUCAAGUCAGCACAAACAAACUGACUUUCAUAGAUUUGGAAUUAAAGUUAAAAGAUAGAAAUACACUUUUUACAAGAAUUAUCAAUGGACAGGAACAGAGAAUGAACAUUGAUAGAGAAUUUGUGCUGUGGCUCAAGGAUUGCCAUGAAAAACAUGAUAAACAGAUCAAAUUUACUGAAUUUAAGGGAACAGCUAUACGCUUUGAUCAGUCUUCUAAAAAAAAACAGAGACCUUGGGCUACAUAUUCGGAAAUAGAAUGGGAAGGGAAAAUAUAUGCAGCUGACCAGUUGGUGAGAUCAGUUAAAACAGCUCCAAUAUAUCAUGGGAGAAUACAAGUUUUUUAUCUGUAUGGAGAUCAUGGUGGAGAUGUGUAUGCUACUGGUGGAGAUGUUCAAAUAGCUUUGGAGCCUCAGGCAUUGUAUAAUGAAACAAAGAUUAUUCCAAUAAGCAGACUUGAUCGUUGUGUGUCUGAAGCAGUAGUGAAAGAAUACAUUGAAGAGGAAAUGGCCCGACUUCCUGAUAGUCUGUCAGUAACAUGGCCUGAAGGAAAUGAAUUAUUGCCAAAUGAGACCAAACAUGCAGGAUUUACUAUAGGAGUACUAAAAAUUGAAAUACUGAAUAAAAAAGGCGAGACUAUGCAGAAACUUCCAGGUUCAAGUCAUGGAAGACUGAAGAAAUUACUUGUGGAACUUAAGGUUAUUUUGCAUUCCCCUAGUGGAAAUGAGGAAAUCAUUUCGCAUAUCAGUCAGCAUGGAGGGAAAUGGCCUUACUGGUUCAAAAGAAUGGAAAAUAUUGUUAAGCUUGGGACAUACACAUUGAAACUGCAAGUGGUGUUGAGUGGGAAUGAAGGCAAUGCAACGACUUAUACAGGAAGCUCUCUUCCAUCUAAAACAUUUAAAUUUCAUGUAAUAGCGGGAAAACCUCAGAAGUUUUCAAUAGGUCUUUUGGAUCCUACAUUUCGGAUAGGGCAUCCAUUCAAUAUUCCUCUAGAUGUCCAAGAUGGAUUUGGACAUACCACUCAACUGACGGAGGAUAUCGUACCAGUCCUUGAAGCUAGUGGUUUAACAUUACAGUAUGAAGAUAUAAAUAGAGGACAAAAUUGUGCCAUUAAAGACAUAAUUGCUAAAGGCCGUGUGAAUGAUUACCAGGGCGAGAACUUUAUUCUAAAGAUCACUCUUCCUGGUCUGAAGGAAGAAUCCCAAGUUUUGAAAAUUAAACUUCUCCCAGGCCUUCCUUGGAAGCUAAAUGUGAAAACAGGUACCUUGAAAAUUGAGAAUGGAACAGCUUUCCAUGGUUACGUUGAAGUAUUGGAUGAAGCAGACAACAUAACAGCACAACCCAAACUAAUUGUUCAUUGCAAGUUUCUAGGAGCUCCAAACCUUCCUGUAUAUGUUGUAAAUUGCAGCAAUGCUGGCACAAAUACGUUAACUGGACCUGUUCUGCACGUUCCAAAUAUAAAGGAAGAUCAAACACUUAUAGCAAGGAUUGAAAUACCAGGCUGUAAAAAAGUGCCACCAGUACAGAAGACUAUUACAGUGUUUCCUAGUAGACGUGUUGCAGGACUGCAGAUUUAUCGUGCUGAGGGGGAAAAAACUAUUCAGAUUAAACACCAGGAAGAAAUUAACUGCAUUGCAGGUGGUGUGAUGGAAAAUCUUAUUUUCCAAAUGUAUGAUGAGGCAGAAAAAGAGAUCACAAUAACUCCAGCUAUGGCUGAAAAAAUUGAAGUGAGCUGGUCUCCAAAGCUUAAUAGAGAACAACUGAUUAAAGGAUUCUUACCUGAUGUCAAAGCUCCAACAUCUGUAAAAGAUUCAUGCUAUUGCCUAGUUACAUUCCAUGAUGAACGUGUGUCUUUGUCAAGUUCAUUUGUGGUCAGACCGCUUGCUGAUGAGCCAAAACACAUUAAAUGCGAAAUUAAAGGAUCAGAUAUAAUAAAAAUGGGUGAAAAACUGCAAGAUGAAAUUGAGAUAAUGAUUACAGAUCAGCAUGGAAAUCAGGUUCAAUCCCUGACAUCAUCUUGUGUGACUGCCUUGGAGAUUUCUGGGAAUGGUCUGGAUAAAUCAGAUUUGAGAACUUUUUGGCAGCAAAAUACACAAACUAUUUCUGUCAAAGGAAUUAAGUUUGAACCGGGCCCACCAGAAACAAAAGUUCUGUGCCUUGGUUGGCGUGAUUUCUCUCAUUACUUGAGGUUAAAUUUGAUUGCUGGCCCUCCAGCUAAAUUGGUUCUUCUGGAUUGGAUAGAAUCAGAGAAGCCUAUAUCUGUAAUUAAUGGCAAAAAAUUACCAGAGCCCCUUAUAGUCCAGCUCUGUGACCAGUGGAAUAAUCUGUCUGCUGAACCUAAUGUCAAAAUCACACUUUUAAAACCUAGUAAUAUAAAGAUUGUUCCUUCAGAUCUGCAGUCUAAAACAGAUGAAAGUGGUAGAGCAAGCUUUGGAGUUCUUACUAUUCAUGCUCCUAGGGGAGAGUACGUCUUGCAGUUCAGAGCCUCCUGUAACAAGAAGGUAUUAAGCAGUCCAGAGAUCAAGAUGAAUGUUUUACCUGACCCAGAGAAACCUGUAAAUUUGAAUAUUACGUAUGAUAAGAAUGCUACCUUUACAGCUGGAAACACUCUUCCUAAUUUCAUGGUUAGUGCUAUUUCUGAAGAUGGCAACAAUAUUAAAAAUAUAAAUCCAGAAAAAAUUUGUAUGAAAAUCUGGGAAGGACACAGUGAUGAAAUUCUACCACAAAAUGUAAUACCUUUUGGAUGUACCAGAACAAAUGAUGACAAGGAUGAGGGCUUUUUUUACUUCAGGAAUAAUACAGUUCCAGAAAAAGUGGGCACAUACAGCAUCCAAUUUACACUUGUAAUCGACAAAACAAAUAUUCUUAAUAGCAAACAGAUUAUAAUUGAAGUGGUGCCGAAUGAGCCAAUACAGUUGAUGCCAAAAACUUUGCCAAAUACUCCUGCAGUUUCUAAUGUUCAGGCUGUUGCCAGUCGGACCCUUGUCAAGGACUUGACUCUUGUUAUAAUGGAUGAAUACAAAAACUGUACAGGAAAUGAUUUAGAUGGAAAAAUUAUAGCAAAAAUUGAAAGUUCAACUGAGAAAGACACAGAUAUUCCCCUAUUUCAGGGUAAAACAAGUACAGUUGAAUUUCCUUUUCACAGAGGAAUUGUUGAAAUUGAGGAUCUUGUGCUAGCAGAAAAUAGUCCAGGGAGAGACAGGACUGAGUAUAGUCUUGUAUUUGAGCCAGUCAUACCUGCUUUGCAAAAAUAUUUGGAACCUUACUGUUUAUCCUUUAUGUUUUAUAAUGGUUAUGAGAAACAACAGCAGAUGGCAAUUUUUACAAAAGAGAGAGACAGACUUUUACAGUCAAUAAAUAUAUAUAGAAAUGUGUUUGACGCUAGUAAUCAGCUUCUUGCUGAAAUAAAGUCCCAAGUACAGGAAGCUGGACAAAAGGAGUUACGGCUCAAGGAUGAACUGAAAAGCUGUCAGAUUGACAUACCUCAGACUGAAGUGCUGCAGCAUAUUAAUUCUUUAAUAAAACAGAAGCAGGCUGAGCAGGAAGAAAUAUUGAAACAACCCAGAAGAACAUGCACACUUGCCAAUUAUCCCAAAGGUAGUCAGGAUAUUUUGGGCAAGAUUUCACACUUAGCACAGAUCGAAGAUGAUAAAGUGGCAAAGGUCAUUUCCUGGCAUUUGGCAAGUGAUAUGGAUUGUGUAGUCACUUUGACAACAGCUGCUGCACGUCGUAUCUUUGAGGAGACUCAAGGUGUACAACAAGUCUUGUCUAUUGAUUCUGUUUAUAAGAAGGAUCUUCCAGAUUGGAACAGACCUUUACCUCACUUGCAAAAUAAAAGAAACCUUUUCAACCCUAUGGGAAAUCCUGUAUUUGCCAGGCACUCGCUAAUAUUUCCAGAGCACAAGGAGAAUUGCCAAGCAGUGUUUGAGAUGCUCUUGGGUAAUACAAUUAUUAUUGACAAUUUGGAUGCUGCCAAUCGUUACAGAAAAGAGGUUGUGAAAAUGACACAUUGCCCAACUUUAUUAACAAGAGAAGGAGACAGAAUUUGCAGCAAUGGAAAGUUUGGAGGCCUUCAGAAUAAAGCCCCUCCUAUGGAUAAGCUUCGAGGAAUGGUUUUUGGAGCACCUCUGCCACCACGUUACAAUACUGUUUCUGCACACAUAGGUCUCCUUCAGCACUACUAUACAGCAUUUGUCCGACUUAAUAAAGUAAACACAGACCUUGAACAACAACAACAAUCAAUUAAUUCUUUAGAAAUGCAAAGAAAGAAAGAAGAGCUUGCUGAACAGGAAAAGGAACUUAAAUCAAUAGAGCAGAAAUUAGGUAUGACCCCAUCAAGUCAAUGCAACAAAUCAUCACUUCACUCAGAAGAGCUUGAUUUGUCUGAGACUCCAAGCCGUCCAAAAAGAAUACGAAGAGAAAUAAAACGUCCACACAGGUUUGUCUAUCAGGUUUAUAUUGAAGAGGGAGAUUGUUCAUACUCAGAGAAAAACUUUUUUUUUAAAGAUUGCUAUGAUAAUCUGAAUAUAUUGUUACUGUGCCACAUAGUACUUGGAAUCCUAGAUGUUAAAACAGAUUAGAGCAUGGAAGUUUUGAACCAAGAUCUCCAAUAAUUAGGCUCUAAUUCCUUCUCUUUUGUUUCAAGGCAUCUGAAUUUUCAGGAGGCCAAGAACAGAGGCAUUUGUCAGGAUGGGCUGGGAUGGGGGGAAGAAAUGAUA